Messenger RNA from Entrophospora sp. SA101, 573 nucleotides. The record is from the annotation of a GenBank genome assembly. NCBI's taxonomy places the organism in Eukaryota, Fungi, Glomeromycota, Glomeromycetes, Entrophosporales, Entrophosporaceae.
AUGAUUUCAAUAACUGCUCCAAUCCGUUCAGACUUCUUUCCAUUGAAACUUUCAAUAAAUCUUGAUAAAGUUUAUAAAAAAUUAAUACAACCUCCUGUAAUAUCUACUUCUGAACUAGCCUUAAAGAAAAUAGAAAAACAUAACUCUUCUAUACCGGAGUUACGUCAUAAACCUUUUAUUCCUUCACAACUUGGUCCAAAUAGAUCGGAUGAUUGGUUAUCAGCGGUCGAUUAUUUGCCAAGUGAAAGAUACAAUAAAAUGAUUAGUUCAACAGCAGCUUAUAGAGCAGGGGAUCAAUUAUAUGGUUGGAUUAAUACCGAGUCAGAAGAAUAUUUAUUAAAGAAAAUUGAAAAUAAUGACACCGAAGAAUUAAGUAUAAUAUCGUUUGGUGGUGACUUACUUUUUGAUUCAUCAUUACCAAUAAGGGAUUCAAAUUUAAGGAUUAAUGAAGAUCGUCCAAAGCUUAAAAAAUACGAUAGAAUAACAAAUAAAGAUAAAUCACCUUCUGAAACUUUGGAAGAUGCAAGAAAAUAUUUAACUGUUUUAUUAACAUACUUUUUAAGAAUUAAAUAG